Orussus abietinus is the source of this 2950-nucleotide messenger RNA. It is a transcript of the gene nab, whose product is annotated as NGFI-A-binding protein homolog. Gene Ontology annotation, cellular component: nucleus. The record is from RefSeq and is a predicted model, not a curated record. Gene Ontology annotation, biological process: negative regulation of DNA-templated transcription. Gene Ontology annotation, molecular function: transcription coregulator activity; transcription factor binding. The transcript has 10 exons. Lineage: Eukaryota; Metazoa; Arthropoda; Insecta; Hymenoptera; Orussidae. The coding region runs from base 1059 to 2459 and encodes 466 amino acids.
CUUUCAUAUCAUCUGAACGAUUUCCCACGUAAAAGUAGGAUUUUUGCUGCGUCUUAUGUCGACUUUGAGCGACGUGUGCGAAACGAACGGCGACUCUUCGAUCGAAAAACCUGCCAUCCCCACUUUACGCUCACUUGCGUUCCCGCGGAUGGUGCGCGCGCGCAGCAUCGUAAUUCCCUUUUUUACCCGCGAAAUUUCACCUGCAAUCCGCUCGCGGGACGCGCGUUUCGAGUCCGUUACACUCGUGGAAAAAAAAAAACAUCUGGGGGGUAAGAAGCGGCGACGCGAGGAAGAAACGCGGGAUAUGCCCCGCACAGUCGGAUGUGUGGAAGGUAAUGUGGGGAUAUGUUGCAACGGCGAGGUAUGGAACUAGCAAGAAAGGGUAAUACGUGAGAUAUUCUUUGGGAAGAAUUCCCGGUUUUUGCCUCCUAUCGAUAACCGAUCUCCGGCUUCUUAACAAGUGCACUUUAAUAAAGUGCCCCGAGGGGGACCGAAAGAAACGUCCGCGGUAAAUCACUCGAUAAUUUAUUUUAUCAUCCCCCUACCUAGCGGGAGUUAAGAUUACUUUAAGCGUACUUUCUUACGUUGCAAUACGACACGAGAAUUAAAUACUCGAUUGUUUAGCGACCCCUUUGCGGUGGCACGUGAGAUGAGCUCGCGAGUACGUCGCAAUCCCGCUUGUUACAAGAAAGACUCGAGUUCUUGCGUUUAAGGAGCGUAAUGACGCUCAUCCUCCGGUCUAAGGCCGAAGUCUCGAGCAUACAGGUGGCUGUGCCCCCUAGUUGUUAAUUUUUUUUUCAUGGGUCUAUAAAUCCCGAAGAAUAAAUAAAUCCAUCCAAUGCCUCAAGAAUCACGGUCGUACCCUCCAUGCGCCGCACGAACUCCAGCUCCAGAGCCCUCUCUGUACUUUUCUGGUUAAUAAAAUUGAUACACUGGGAUUAUGAUCGCCGCACCUCAAGUCCACUCGAGGAGUCACGUGUAAUUAUUCCGGUCGUCAUUUUUCAGUGGUGCAAACGUCGGUCCCCCAGAACGAGGCCGAGCUGCAGCUCUACAGAGUAAUGCAACGCGCCUCCCUUCUAGGGUACUACGACACUCUUCUGGAAAUGGGUGGUGACGACGUGCAGCAGCUCUGCGACGCCGGCGAGGAGGAGUUUCUGGAGAUCAUGGCCUUGGUCGGCAUGGCCAGCAAGCCGCUUCACGUGAGGAGACUUCAGAAAGCUCUUCAAGAGUGGCUGACAAAUCCUGCCUUGUUUCAGACUCCGGUCGUGCCGCCCAGUGCCACCUGUAAGACCACCACCGUGGGGUUCCCCUGCGUCAGCCCGAGGCCCCAAGUGAACUCAAGCUUCCAGGCAAUCUCGCAGACGCCGGCGCCCUACGUCGCAACGCACGUUCCGCUGACGCCUCUACCCUGCCGUAGUGCCAGUCCCGUUGUGCCUGUUACUCCCGUUAUUGCCCCCGUGGCCUCUUCCACCUUCAGGCAGAGCCCCAGCCCCAACGCGCCUCCACCUUACGCGGCCUCGCACAGCCCUGGGAUACUCCAGGUUGGCACGUGCGAGUCGUCCUGCGGAAGUGGAACGACGCCCAGCCCCAGCGCAGGUGGAGCACCUGCGAGCCCCACGCAACCCACGCCAACGUUGCUGCAGUCGCAGGUGCAACGGCUGGCCGAAGCUGCGGAGAGAUUGGCCGCCACGAUACGACCCCUCGACCCCAAGCCGCAUAACGUGAAGAAGAAGAUAUGCAAGAAUCUCGAGAUGGUGAUGGCCAUGCCUGACAGCGACCCUAGGAGGAUGGAGGAAAUCCGGAAGUAUGCCGCAAUAUACGGGAGGUUCGACUGCAAAAGGAAACCGGAGAAGCCGCUGACGUUGCACGAGGUGUCGGUGAACGAGGCUGCGGCCCAGAUCUGCAGAUUCGUGCCGGCCCUGCUCACCAGGAGGGACGAGCUCUUCCCCUUGGCGAGACGAGUCGUCAGGGAUUCCGGGUACCAUUACUCUAAGAGCCAGUACCUGUCCAUGACGAGGACUAGGGAGAACGGUGACGAGUCGGAGACCGAACGGUCGAAGAGGCGACAUCUCGACCUCAAGGGUGAGGGCGAGGAUGAGGACGCGACGCAGGCCGAGUUGGAUCUUCGCUGUUCCGGCGCAGACGUUAAUAGUUCCGGUAUCAGGAGGCAUGGCUCGUCGAGUCCAGUUUGGCACAGGAAGAGUAACAACGGUAUGUUUGGCACGAGCGUAGAGGAGAUCAGUGACUCGGAUAGCCAGUUUUCGUUCUCCAACGAGGAAUCGUCGUCUCUACACGACACGAACGAAGCAGAGGCCGACGUGACGGAUAAAGAAAGCGACUUCAACCUGAAGGUAAUCGCAUCCCGUGGAGAUAAUAUUAUUGCGGUGGCAAAUCCUGCCCUGAUGGAUUGCAGCCACACAAUAAAGGAGGAGCCUGCAGACGAGAAAUCUACGCUGUGAUAUUACUGUAACGCUGUUAUUUCGAGUAGAAUUAUUAAUUCCAAUACGAUCAUUAACAUUACAAUACGUUCGUAACUAUCGUUGUCGCCAUCAUGAUUGUUAUCUGCAGCAUCAUUAUCAUUGUGUUCAGUGUCAUCGUUCUUCUGGCUGCCGUAGUGACCAUUAUAAAAAUUCUUUACUAACGCCGACCGUUGAGAUUCAAUAUCAUGACUCGUUUUAUUCAUUUAUCAAAGAAGAAAUCGAUCUUUCCGUUUGUUACCUAGGUUUAAUUUAAUAUUGACUGUAUCCCGUCCGAGAGUUUUGUUAAACUUUGUUCCAGCUGAUUGCAAUUAUAUAGAAGUACAGCUGAAAUCAAAGGUUCAAGAGUCCAGGUGCCGAAUAGCAACCAUUGUCAAUAUGAAUUAACGUAAAUUAUUUUACAGGAAGAGCUGACAUUCUUGAUCCUAUGGUUUUCACGCGAACGUAAAUAAAAGACUUUUGUUUUUUUUAAA